AUGAACAAUUUCUUCCAAUGCUUCAUGCCUUUCAAUCUGUAUGAUAAGUGGAGGCUUCUGAUUUCAGAAUCCAGUGGUCCCGAGGACAGGGAAGCGGAUCAGAAACCACCACCUUUACAACAAGAAUACGAGCGACUGGAGAGGAAAAACAGGGAGAUGAAAGCUCAACUCGGUCGGCUCACCCGUUCGAAGCAAGAAUUAGAAGAAAUCCACACGCACCUCGAAGCCAAGAUUCGCCAACAGCAAGCACAGUUCGACAAAGUCCAUGUCAAAACAACCGCCAAAAUCAAGAUAUCCGAAGAAGAACGAGCAAGCCUGGAGAGAUUAUUGCAUCAACAAGAAGAAGAGUUCAAAAGGAAACUAGGCGAAGUCACUGAAUCGCUGAGUAUAUCGCAGAAAAAGCGUUCAACUGCCGAAGAGAAAGCUCGUCGGCAGGGAGAACUGUAUUACGAAGCUCAAAAAUCCGCAGAUAACGUUCUCUUGGAGAACGACAAGCUUUUGAAUCAGAUCUCAAAAUUUCGAUGCUCUAAUAGGACCUUGGAUGACGACGAUGUUGCGUCCCAACUGCGUGGCCUGAACCAACGUCUCGAGAAAUGGAUCAGGUUCCAUUUCGCCCAGGCUCUAUUGCAGCCGUCUGCCGCGGGUCCAGGAUCUUCAGCGGGAGCCGUCAGUGGCAUUUCUGAGCGCCUCCGUCGCUCCCAUGAAAUAUUUUCUCACUUAUCGAACAAGAUCUUCAUCACCGUAUUGGAAAAAUUCAUGGUUGGUGUGAAUAGUGCCGAGCUUGCCCUGGCCCUCCGCAUAAUUCACGAAAAAGUACAGGAACUACAGCCUGAGUUUCUCUGGAAAAACUGGCACUUUGCAACAAACGCCGUACUACCACUGCUUCUUCGCGAGGAUUUGGAGUGGUCGUGUAAUGAGGUUAUUCUAUUCGCAGAAUCAUAUUUUGCGGGCCUAUCACAUACGGAUCGCUCUACGCGCAUUUGCCAAUUGAGGGACCUUAUAUGGGGGUUUAUCGAUUUCAAACAAAAGUUACAACAGCAGAGCGAGCUGUAUGAAUUCAGAUGGGUCCAGGUUGGCUGCCAGUUCUCCAAAGGUGCGAUGAGUGCCAUCACCGGAGAAGGCCCUGAUGAUGGGAUUGUUGAAUAUUGCAUUUCGCCUUCUCUAUACAAGCGCACCCCGGGGAAAAGUGGCGUCGUGGUGGAAAAGGCUAGGGUGAAGUUAAGAGCCCAUGUUAGCCACGCAAUGCUCUGUGGUUAUCCGAUUCGUCAUCAUGAUGCGCAUUCAGUAUGA
Molecule: messenger RNA, 1290 nt
Organism: Penicillium chermesinum
Lineage: Eukaryota; Fungi; Ascomycota; Eurotiomycetes; Eurotiales; Aspergillaceae
Product: coiled-coil domain-containing protein
Exons: 3
Coding region: 1-1290 (429 amino acids)
Source: RefSeq, a predicted model, not a curated record